This is a messenger RNA of Geodia barretti, 291 nucleotides long. NCBI's taxonomy places the organism in Eukaryota, Metazoa, Porifera, Demospongiae, Tetractinellida, Geodiidae. The record is from the annotation of a GenBank genome assembly.
AUGCACACACCCGACUGGUCGUUUCUGCGCGGCAGGAACGACGGUGAACACUGGGCCAGCGUCCAUGCCACGCUCCCGGAACUCGUGGCAUGGGCCGAUAUAUCCGACUUCGAGUACUACAUGGGUAUGAUACCCUUCCCUUACGAUAACCCCGAGGCCGUCCGAUGUUACGAGACGGCCAAGUCCGGCGCCCAAUCCCAAGAGUUAGAAUUCAGCCACCAGCACUACGUUUCCGGCUUCCUGGGCGCGGUCCACGACGAGUGCGUCAAGCGGCUGCACAUGGGCGGUUGA